Messenger RNA from Melitaea cinxia (Glanville fritillary), 2958 nucleotides. Its product is annotated as transcription factor SPT20 homolog. Gene Ontology annotation, molecular function: transcription coregulator activity. NCBI's taxonomy places the organism in Eukaryota, Metazoa, Arthropoda, Insecta, Lepidoptera, Nymphalidae. Bases 1 to 2958 code for a protein of 985 amino acids. The transcript is spliced from 18 exons. The record is from RefSeq and is a predicted model, not a curated record. Gene Ontology annotation, cellular component: SAGA complex. Gene Ontology annotation, biological process: regulation of transcription by RNA polymerase II.
AUGGAUGGUUUAAUUCACGCGGCAUUGGAAGCAGAGAUAAUACUUAAUCAGGCUAAACAUGUGAAUACAAACCUAACACAAUUUGACAGUGGUGCCUCAGAUCAUAAAAUGACUUGGACCCAUGAAAAGAUGCAUCUAGCAGAAUCUGUUGAUGAAUCUAGAAUGAAGUUUCAAAGAAAUUCAGUCAGCUCAGCGGCGAAAAGUAUCGAGAAGUUUGAUUUAUUUAAAAAACUUCAUGAACUAUAUAAUGAGCUCAGCAGAGAUGAAUCUUCACAAGCUAACUAUCAAGGGCUAAAAACUACUUCUUACCUAUUAGAAAAGUUACUAGCGACAUAUAACUUAAACACAUUAAUAAUAAAUCUGUACCCGGGCAAUAAAGGAUACUCUCUUUCAUUGAAAGUUAAUGGGAACACACAGGUCAUUCAGCCGCCAGAUGUUAAUGCAUCAUCAAGUCAUGAAGAAACUCUGAUAGAAACUCCAAGGUGGCCAUAUGAAGAGGAAGAGCUAUUAAGUUAUAUAGAUAAUGAGGAAUUACCUGUUGUGCUGCUAGAUCUUCUGGAGACCGAACAUUCUUGUUUGUUCUAUUCUGGUUGCAUUAUAGCUCAAAUAAGAGACUAUCGGCAGGCUUACCCAAGUUUUGUAUGUGAUACACAUCAUGUACUGUUGAGGCCAACUAAUCAGAGUAUAAUAACAGACGCGAUGUGCAUCGGUGGUCGUUGUGGUUGGGUGGGUGAGGAACGGGGGGCGCUAGAAGCAGUGGAGGCUGCUUUAGUUCACGCUGCAGCUCCACCGCUUUGCUUAGAACCCCGUCCCGCUGUAGGCCUACUGGCAGCAAGAUUACACGCCGCUCCACGACUCUUCAACACACCACGAAUACGACGACAAGCAAAACGAUUCUCUCAGGUGGCUGUGAAUAGAAAAAGAAAAUUGGACCAAUUUACGCAUUACCAUGGAUUAGAGUUACUGGAAUUAAUACAUCGUCAAAGAGCGAAAAACAGCAGACAAUCUGUUCCACAUACACGACUCACUUCAAAGUUUCCUAAGAAACCACCAGAGGUUUUCAAAUCAAUAGAACCUCCAAAGAUGGAGCCGUUACCGCUUGCUUUACCUUCCGAACCAAGUGGACCUUUACGCUUAGCACGUGCGUAUGAAAGGCCUAGACCCACACACGACUGCCAUCCACAACUAGUUGAGGAAUAUAUCCUGGAGACUGAAAGAACAUCACCUCAUGGUCCUGGGUUUUUCCAUAUAAAGCUUUCGAUAUUACAGCGGCCGUCCGAUCAAGAGUUCCUAGGGGAGUUGUAUGUGGAUAGAGAUCACGUUGAAGGCGAGAGGAAUGGUGCGGCAUGUAGGUUUACUUUAGGGUCACGACUGCAAGCAAAUAAGUACAUACAGCAAUUCACGGAGAUAUUCACAGAGGAAGGGAGGAAAUCGGUUAGGAUAAAACACAUUGUUCCUGGACAGUUACCGAGAGUCUCAUUCACGGGAGGCAUGAGAGAAAUGGGACAACAGUUAUUACUACAACAAAGAUCUGCACAAGCAAAUAGUUCCACGAUACAAACGCACGCAACCUCAGUGCCAGUAGUAACAUCUGCCAUCGCGGCAACUCCCAAUGCUCACACGAAUGCAAGGCAGCUACCCAUACUGCAAGCUCAACUACAGCAAGUGGGUAACGUCGGUGGUGUGACCGCAGUUGGUACAGUUGUUGGAACAGUGGGUGCAGUAGGGUCAGUGGGGACAGUAGGCCCGGUGGCUACGGUGGGGACAGUGGGGGCAGCGGGGGCUGUUGGUACAGUGGGGCCAGUAGGGAACGUAGUCAACGUGGGGGCUAAUGUUGCUGUUGAGACGGCUUUGAAGCAACAACCGUCUCCUACCACACCACGAUUGUCACCACAGGCUUCAACGAAUCAGUUACUAGCGCAACAGCUAACAAAUCCACCUCAACCACUCAACCCUCAAAAGAUGCAGUCUGCUAUCAUACACAUACAGCAUCCACUCAUGUCCUCUGCUGGAACCUCACAGGUCCAGAGCAUACAGUAUACAACUACAACGACAGCUCAACAAAAGGCGACAAUAACAAAACCAAGAUCAACAAAUCCGGCCAUAAACGCGCUUGUCACUAGUCUUAUGAAUUCAGCGCAACAGUUUCAACAAGCGGCGAGCCAGAACGCGGCGAAGGCGGUGGUGAGCACGGCCAGCCCGGCCAGCAGCAACGCCACCAUCCUCAACCUGCUGAACAGCGCGCCCGCCGCCAUGGCGCCCGCCGGCGACGCGCUCGACACGCACAAGCUGCUCGCGCGCACCGUGUCGCUCGCCGGCGCGCGCCUCGUGGCGCACACCGCGCCCACCUACACGCAGGUACCGCCCUACUCUGCACGCUGCAUGCAGGUGAUGAGCGGCUACCCGCGCGAUAGCGAGUCGACGAACGUGUCGAGCAGCGAGAGCGCGCUGCUGGAGCGGCUCAUGGGGCCCGAGCCCGCGCCGCCGCAGCCGCAGCCGCAGCCGCAGCCACAGCCACAGCCGCAGCCGCAGCCGCAGCCCGUGUGCCAUCUACAGGGUUUAAGUCUUACAUCAUUACAAGGCCUGCAGAGUAUUCAGGGUCUCCAGAACGUACAAGUACAAAUACCGGGUUUGUCGGCGCCGAUAUCGUUAUCUCUCAACGUGUCGGGUGCGCCUAGUGGACUACUGGUCUCGGUUCCUCCGACGACAUCCGUAGUACUGACAAACCAACCUUCAGUACUGUCUUUGCCCAUUGCGCAACUGAUGUCGAGCGGCGUGAAAGGCGGCGUGCGCGGCGGCACCGUGCAGGUGGUGCGCGCGCCGCGGCCCGCGCGCCCGCCGCGCCCGCCGCGCGCCGCGCUGCAGCCCGCCGGCACCACACAGUUUAUAACACAAACGCAAGCGCAGACCCUAAAUGCGCAUCAAGUGCGCCGGAAAUCGAAUACUGAUAGUUCAUAG